AUGUCAAAUGGCAUAGUUAUUGCCAUUCGUGUUGGCACGAAUUUUACUAAUUGUGCAUUGGAAGAAAAUUCGAUUGAGGGCCACGUUUGGAGGGGUGAACCAUUGGACAAGUCUGAUUUGGCUGACAAUACAGAGAUCGUAACUGAGGAGACACCAAGCAUUGUUGUAUUAAGUUCUGAAAAGUUUGACCAUUAUUUUGGAUAUGAGGCACUUAAACGGAUCGAAAAGCAAAAGAAAGGGGAUUUGAUUUUCCCAGAGUUUGUAAAAAAUCUCUUCUGCAGUGGUUACAAGGUUCCAGAAUUACUUAGGGCUGAGAAUGGUGUCCCUUUGUCUUCAGCUGACGUUAUGGAGAAAGUUAUAUCAUAUUUGUUCGAACAGAUACAGUCGAAUGUUGAAGGGUCGACGUGCAGGCAGUUUGUCUUCACAGUACCAACAAUGGCAACGGAUGAUGCUUUCCUGUUUUUGAAACAUUCCAUUGUUAAUGCAGGUUUAUCAGAGGACCAAGUGUUGAUCAUCCCUGAGGCUGUGUCUAUCUUGCAAUACUGCAAACUACAUCACAAUACAUACAAAUCUGUAUCCGGCAAAGAUGUAGAGGCUUUCUCUCCAGGCAAGCGAAGUGUCGUGCUAGAAUGUGAAGAUGAUCAUAUGACUAUUUCUGUUUUGGAACUGAAGGACGAUGGUUCCCUAGAAAUGGUUUAUAGUAAUUAUGAGGAUGUACUCGUCUCCUGUCAAGUACAAGAGGAAUUUAUAAAUAUGUUCAUCAAAGUAUUUGGGAAAUGUGUUUUUGAUGACUUUUACAGCCAUUGUCGAUCUGACUAUUUUAAUCUAUUCAGAGAAUUUUGCGGGAAUAUGAGUAAGGAUUUACACGGUAAAGAGCCACUUAUCAUUACAAUGCCCUCGUCUUUCUCAGCAUUGGUUACAGACAAAACUGGUAAAAGUAUUGAACAAGCGAUUGAGCAAACCGAUAUUGCUCAAAAAAUGGCGUACACUUCAAGCAAACUUAAGAUUGCGCCUGAGAUUUUUCAGAGUUUAUUUUUAGAAGCCGCAACAAAUACAGUACGUCUUCUUCGAAAAGGAUUUCAACAGUCAGGACUGGAAAAUAUAGUGAAUAUUAUCCUUGCUGGAUAUUUUUCUAAAUCGACAAUUAUCCAAGACCACAUAAGAAUGUCAUUUCCUUCGCAUCACCUUAUUAUUCCUAGGGAUGGAAAUGUAGCUGUGGCGAAGGGGGCUGUAUUGUACGGUCAAAACCCUGCCAAAUAUAUGAAGGCAAGAAAAAUGGACUUAAAUGAGUCGACUGGGGUUUCAUUGUGUUAA
Messenger RNA from Saccostrea echinata, 1314 nucleotides. Its product is annotated as heat shock 70 kDa protein 12A-like. Lineage: Eukaryota; Metazoa; Mollusca; Bivalvia; Ostreida; Ostreidae. The coding region runs from base 1 to 1314 and encodes 437 amino acids. The record is from RefSeq and is a predicted model, not a curated record. The transcript has 4 exons.